UUGCGCCAUCUGGAAGAAGGCGGGGCUUCUGCUGAUGACGUCAUUUGGGAUUUGCUACCCUUCCCUCUCAGUUCGCCUGCCCAGCGCCGCGGUGGCACACGGAGUCUCCCAGCCGAGCUAAGCGCACCUUUCCCGGGUAAAAGCUCUCGCUGGCUGCCUGCUUCGCGAGACCUACGCGGCAGUCAUGGCGGCAGCGCCGCUAGCCAAUUUCGACGAGGACUGGCAGGACUUUAACGAAUUCAAGCCGUCGCCGGAGUCGUCCGCCGCCGAGCUGGACCAGCUCAACUCCAAUGUGGCCGAGUAUGCGUCGACGGGCCUGGACGACUUCUCCGACCUGGACAACAGUUUCUCGGGGGAGAUUUGCAGCUUCAAGUCGAUGGAGGACCUCGUCCACGACUUUGACGAAAAGCUGACCGUGUGCUUCCGAAACUACAACACCGCGACGGAGCACAUAGCGCCAAUUAAACCCAUCACGGAGGAUAAUUACUUGAAAGACGACGAUGUAUGGAACACUCUGACUGACAACUAUGGCAACGUGAUGCCCGUCGACUGGAGGACGUCACAUACCCGCUCCCUCCACCUGCCCACACUUAACCUCAACGAGCACAAGAAGUUAGAUAACCAGUCUUUGGAUAUGUCAGAUGACGAGGAGCUGAGGGAGCAGAUGGACAUGCAUUCCAUCAUUGUCUCCUGCAUCAAUGAUGAGCCACUCUUCACAGCCGAGCAGGUGAUCGAGGAAAUAGAGGAGAUGAUGCAAGAGUCUCCCGACCCUGACGACGACGAAAGCCCCUCCCAGUCAGACCUGUCCAUGCUAUCUACUGACGUCCACGGCCUGAAGCACUCCGGUUCCGACACCAGCUAUGAGGAUCCUCUGGUGAAGAACAGCUUCAUCUCGCUGCUCAUUGAUGUACAGAACAGACAGAAGGAGCACCGCGAGCUGCUGCGUAAGAAGAAGAAAAUUCGCAGCACGACCUCCACCACCGGAGCCAACGGCCACAGAACCACCAGCACACACGUGCAUGGCACGCUCCUCACUCUGGAGGGACUCUCCAAUGUCAUUCAGAAUGGCCUCCGCCAAACUUUUGGCACCACAGGAGGGGACAAACAGUACCUGACAACAGUCAUCCCCUAUGAGAAGAAAAUGGGCUCCCCUUCAGUGGAAGACCUCCAAAUCCUAUCAAAGAUCCUUCAUGCCAUGAGGGACGACAGCGAGAAGGUACCGGCCCUCCUCACAGACUACAUUCUCAAAGGUACCGACUUCCUGUCCAUUACCUGGCUGACGCUGCGCCUCAGGGAGGUUGUGCCCCCUUGGUCCUGGUUGGCCUCACCCUCACGUUUUGUCUCCAGCACUUCCUAAAAGCACCAUACAGUUGUUACCAUGACAACACACCGCCAAAAUGAUGUUUGUGUGUGUGUUUGACCUCCAUCUUCAUGGUGAAGGCCUUUAGCGUCACAGUGCUGGCCACGCCCGCCGUGUCAGGAACAGUGUCAAACUGCAAGAACAAACACUUGGUUGGGGGUUGGGGGUGUGGUUAUUUACAG
Messenger RNA from Entelurus aequoreus (snake pipefish), 1542 nucleotides. Its product is annotated as fasciculation and elongation protein zeta-2-like. Gene Ontology annotation, cellular component: cytoplasm; axon. The transcript has 10 exons. Lineage: Eukaryota; Metazoa; Chordata; Actinopteri; Syngnathiformes; Syngnathidae. The record is from RefSeq and is a predicted model, not a curated record. Bases 185 to 1357 code for a protein of 390 amino acids.